AUGGCGGUGGGUAAAACCAGUGUCGUCGUAACACCCAAGAUUGUACCACUUACAGAGUCAGAGGACUCCAAAUCGGUGAUCCUUGAACCAUAUCACGUGGACUUGCUCCCAGGAUAUGGCUAUGUCAGCAGGGAGUUCUUGAUCAGCGGCGUUGCAUAUGGGGAGCCAUAUUGUACUCGUUUGCUGCUUCGCUGCCCCGAAGAUGCUUCUCGCUUCACCGGCUUCGUUGUCGUGGAGCCAUCUCAUCUCUGGGGCGGAACGAGCAUCUGGCGACACACGAGUCGCUGGCUAAUGCGAAAUGGUCAUGCAUGGCUCGAGGUAGACUCGCAAGCGACCUCGGCCAUUGGAAAGAUCAAAAACGCGGAUCCUGAGCGGUACAAGGACAUUCGCUUCAUCCCAGGCCCGACCUCGGCGGAAUUCGCAGCCAACAUCCCAUUCGUCACCAACAUAACCAAGGAGGCUCUCUCCGAAGCGUACACCAACUUCAAGGCAAAAUGGUGGCCGGCGACCCUGCAGUCUCCCGAGAUCCUGGCCGCCGCCUCGCACGCGCUCCGCUCCGGCGACCUUGGCCUCAUCGCCACGCGCGUCGUCCUCAGCGGCCUCUCCCAAACCGGCGGCGUCACCCGCCGCUUCAUCACGCACUCGUCACACCUGCGACUCCCGGACGGGUCGCUGCCGUUCGAGGGCCACAUUCCGUGCCAGUCCGGCGGGGAGGCGCUGCCGGACGUGCCCGGGGCGAAGACGAUCGAGCUGCUGGGCGAGGCCGAGUUCCAGGGCGUCAGGCUGCCGUGCGGCGUGGGCGGGCAGGUGCUCGGCACGGCGCACCGGAGGCCGGACAGCGAGUCGUUCCGGCUGUACGAGGUGGCGUGCAUGGCGCAUCGGGAGUCGCGGUGGGCGUCGAAGGCGGAGCGGGAGCGGUGGUCGGUGGCGGAUCCGGGCGGUGCGGAAUGGAGCACGUUUGCGAAUUCGUUCAUCUACCACGCCGUUUUCGAGGCGAUGGAGAAGUGGACGCGCAAAGUCAGCAUCCCGCCGUCGCCGGGCUUGAUCAUUGAAACGGUCGGAAGUACGGACGAUAUUGUGCGGGAUGAGCAUGGCAAUGCGAGGGGAGGCGUGCGGACGGUGCAUAGCGAUGCACCGCUGGCCAGGUUCGUGGCCGCGACACCAAAGGGUCGACCGAGUUGGUACUGGGGGUCUCAAUGGACAUUCCAAGCUGAAGAGCUGCGGUCGCUCUAUGGUACAGUGGGAGGCUACCGAUAUGCUGCUGGACGAGCGCUUCAGCGUCAGAUACAGCAAGGCUUUUUGCUGCCUGCGGAUGCAGAAGUUUUACGCCGCGAAACGAUUGAAGAGGUGCAUUUCUAG
This is a messenger RNA of Cordyceps fumosorosea ARSEF 2679, 1359 nucleotides long. RefSeq lists its product as hypothetical. Bases 1 to 1359 code for a protein of 452 amino acids. The transcript is spliced from 3 exons. Lineage: Eukaryota; Fungi; Ascomycota; Sordariomycetes; Hypocreales; Cordycipitaceae. The record is from RefSeq and is a predicted model, not a curated record.